UGGUCAUUCCCUGCACUGUCUGCAGUCUCUGGUCAUUCCCUGCACUGUCUGCAGUCUCUGGUCAUUCCCUGCACUGUCUGCAGUCUCUGGUCAUUCCCUGCACUGUCUGCAGUCUCUGGUCAUUCCCUGCACUGUCUGCAGUCUCUGGUCAUUCCCUGCACUGUCUGCAGUCUCUGGUCAUUCCCUGCACUGUCUGCAGUCUCUGGUCAUUCCCUGCACUGUCUGCAGUCUCUGGUCAUUCCCUGCACUGUCUGCAGUCUCUGGUCAUUCCCUGCACUGUCUGCAGUCUCUGGUCAUUCCCUGCACUGUGUCUCUGUCCUGGUCAUUCCCUGCACUGUGUCCGCAGUCUCUGGUCAUCUCCUGUACUGUGUCCGCAGUCUCUGGUCAUCCCCUGUACUAUGUCCGCAGUCUCUGGUCAUCUCCUGUACUGUGUCCGCAGUCUCUCUGGUCAUCCCCUGCACUACGUCCGCAGUCUCUGGUCAUCUCCUGCACUGUGUCCGCAGCAGUCUCUGGUCAUCCCCUUUACUGUGUCCGCAGUCUCUGGUCAUCCCCCUUUACUGUGUCCGCAGU
Molecule: messenger RNA, 570 nt
Organism: Staurois parvus
Lineage: Eukaryota; Metazoa; Chordata; Amphibia; Anura; Ranidae
Source: the annotation of a GenBank genome assembly